Pelagomonas calceolata is the source of this 1138-nucleotide messenger RNA. NCBI's taxonomy places the organism in Eukaryota, Pelagophyceae, Pelagomonadales, Pelagomonadaceae. The record is from the annotation of a GenBank genome assembly.
GACACCAUCAGCUACACCUCAACGCACUACGUACCAAUUUGCGCCAGCAAAAACAAGCAAAAAUGACGUCAAUUAGGAGAACAGCCGUGGCGGCGCUGCUCCUUGCCACCACGACCGCAUUCGUGAGCAAACCCGUUUCCAAACCCCAGUUGCGCCCCGCACGCCAGCCGACGCGCGUCGCACCAAGCGCAGCCCUGCCGCAAGUGGUCGCCACCGCGGUCGCCGCGAUUCCGAAGGCGGUAUGCGCGCUGAAGCUGCCGACCAUCAGACAACUGGCCGCGGCGCCCGCCCUCUACGCGCUGAUGUCGAUCAACGAGUAUUUUACCCAUAAAUACUACCAGCACGCGGAGUUCAACACGAGCCCGUGGUUCCAAUGGUUGGCCCGGACGUUUGUCUACGGCCCCCUCGGCAAGAAAGUCCCGAAGACGCGGGGCGGCGGCCACGUCGAGCACCACGCCGAGACCUUAGAUGACAUGACGCUCAAGACCGACGCGAAGUGGCGAUCCACGAAGGUCGCGAAGUCGCUCGACGAUGAUUUGUACCGAGGCACGGCCUUCACGUGGACGGUGACGGGCAUCAUGACCUUCCAGAUGCUCUGGACGACGAUCCCGACUUUUUGGUUGAUGGGUUAUAAACUAAAGCACACGUUCAUGUGCCUCGCGCCCGGGAUGCUGUUGCACGCGGCGGUCUGGAACGCCUUACAUCCGAACAUGCAUUCGUUGCCGGACAUCCCCAUCUCCGACGGCGUGCCGUCGUCGUGGCUCGCCUGGGCGCGGUCGUCGCGGUUCUUCAAAUUCCUGUACGUGAAUCAUGAAGGGCACCACGUCAUCGGCGGCAAGGGCAACUACAACGUGUGCUGCCCGCUCACCGAUCAUUUAGUGGGCACGUUCAUCCCCGAGGCGCAGUGGCGGCCGCGCGCGCGCUCUACUUAUGCUUCUUGGCACGGCGAGGAAUUGAGUGUUGAACAGCAGAUCAAAAAUCACGUCGCGCGCGAAUCUUUUGGUUUGGGCGAGGUGAAGAUUGCGCCAGGGGCCAAGAAGGGCGACGGAGGCGGCGCAGAGGGCUGGGUCGAGAAAGCCGAGGUCGUCCUCGCGUAGCUGCCGAUCGUUCGUUACUGUUUGUCUAAAUAUCUUUCGAC